GUAGAGGCUAAUUGGCUGGUUGUUUUAGAUGUUCACCUCAUGAACAAAGUAUUGCUGGAUUCCUCUUCAGUUGGGAUAGUCACAGUGAGGGAAAAUGUCACUGCCGAAGGUCUUGGGUUGUCAUCUCAUAUUGAUGCUGUCUUCAUUCACUGGAGCAGCUAAUGGAUACUACGAGUAUAUGUGGAGUAGAUGCAUCUACAGUAACCGUGAUUUCAGUGACAUGGUGUACAUUGAUAACUAUUCCUUCAAUAAAGAUGUGGAUGUACAGUUCAACAGCACUGUGGGGUAUUAUGUGGGGUAUACUGAACCUGGAGUACAUUAUGCACAAUUAUGGAACAAUGAUACCAUCGGUCUGCAGCAAGAGAGAGCUGAGGUGGAGAGAGUCUGCAAACCUAAUGCUGAAUUAUAUUACACCGCUCAUCUUAUUGGCAAAGCAGUGCCACCAAAGGUCAAGCUCAGUUCAGUGACUCAGGCUGGUGGAAGACACCCAGCUAUGUUGAUGUGCAGCGCUUACCGCUUCUACCCACGCUGGAUCACAGUGUCCUGGAUGAGAGAUGGUAAAGUUGUGAAGUCUGAUGUGACUUCAACUGAGGAGAUGCCUAACGGAGACUGGUACUACCAGAUUCACUCCCACCUAGAAUACACUCCCAAAUCUGGAGAGAAGAUCUCCUGUGCGGUGGAUCACGCCGGCUUAACUAAACCCAUCAUCAUAGACUGGGAUCCAUCUCUUCCUGAGUCUGAGAGGAAUAAAAUAGCCAUUGGAGCCUCUGGCCUGGUGCUGGGAAUCAUCAUAGCAGCUGCUGGACUCAUUUACUACAAGAAGAAAUCAUCAGGGAGGAUCCUGGUACCAUCUUAAUGAAGGUCAGACUGACUGGAAGAGGAUUCAACUUGACUCAUUGAUGGAGAAAUCACUUUCUGAACUUUACACUGAUGUUUAAUUUUUAACAACAAAUACAAUUUUGGAAAAUGAAAACAAUAACAACAAAUCUAAUACA
Messenger RNA from Ctenopharyngodon idella (grass carp), 995 nucleotides. Its product is annotated as H-2 class II histocompatibility antigen, E-S beta chain-like. The record is from RefSeq and is a predicted model, not a curated record. The transcript has 6 exons. Gene Ontology annotation, molecular function: MHC class II protein complex binding. Gene Ontology annotation, cellular component: membrane; MHC class II protein complex. NCBI's taxonomy places the organism in Eukaryota, Metazoa, Chordata, Actinopteri, Cypriniformes, Xenocyprididae. The coding region runs from base 95 to 856 and encodes 253 amino acids. Gene Ontology annotation, biological process: immunoglobulin production involved in immunoglobulin-mediated immune response; immune response; antigen processing and presentation of exogenous peptide antigen via MHC class II.